This is a messenger RNA of Heterobilharzia americana, 1345 nucleotides long. The record is from the annotation of a GenBank genome assembly. NCBI's taxonomy places the organism in Eukaryota, Metazoa, Platyhelminthes, Trematoda, Strigeidida, Schistosomatidae.
GUUUGAGUGUGUCGGUCCUGAAGUGCGCUAAUUUAGUCUAGAUGUCUCGCCCGUCUAAAGAGGAUUGGGUUUGUAGUGAUCCAAGAUGUAAAAAUGUUAAUUUCGCUAAGAGGGAGAGGUGCAACCGUUGUGAUAAGCCUAGAAGACAUGGUCCGUCAAGUAAAGCUGGUUUUGAGAUUGGCAAGCAGCUUGCUGAGAAGAGCAAAGGGCUUUUCAGUCCAGAUGAUUGGAUAUGUAAGACAUGCGGAAAUGUAAAUUGGGCACGCCGGAGUACGUGCAAUGUAUGCAAUGGCCCAAAGAUUGAUAUACAAGGUGAAAGAACAGGUUAUGGUGGAGGAUUUAUGGAGCGUGAUGAGGUAGUUGAGUAUCGACAACGUAGAGACUCAGAUGACGAAUUUGAUGAAUUUGGUCGUAAGAAAAAAAAUUUCCGGAAAGGCCAAAACGAACAACUAAAUAAUCAUGAUUCGUCCGAUUCCGGUAAUAAUGUUGCACAAGAAGGCCACAAUAAAGAUUUGGAUGAAGAUACCAAUAAUGGAGUUGAUGACAGUGGUGAAGAUGAUGAGCAUGAAGACUCAGGAGAUGAUGCUGACCUUUCUAAAUACGAUAUUUGGGGUGCAGAAAAUGACGAUUUGGGUGAUGAGUCAUCAAACCAGUUGAAUCCUGCGUCUGUCCGAAGAACUGCAGAAAACAAACCAAAAAGUCAAAGUCCUUCAUCAUCCUCGGACUCUGAUUCUGAUUCAUCCUCAACAUCAUCUUCCAGUCGUGCCUCGCAAUCAGAUUCAUCAUCUAGUUCUCAUAGUGAAUCAUCCUCCAAGCAUGAAGAUCAACCCAAUGGUAAACGGGCCGUUCAUCCCAACAAACGUGAUGUACACAGUGAUGAUAGCAGCAACUCAACUCCUGUAAAUCAGAAACGGAAAAGGCGUGAUGAUGAACAACAACGUGAUCGGUCGAGGUCACCUUUGUAAAACAAAGUGUAUUUCAAACUUUUACUGUGUUUUUAAACCUUCUACUUCUAAUGAAUAUUGUAUGGAGAUAGAGAUGACUGUGGAUUUUCACCUGUUCACUCAUUAUGUUUCCUUUGUAAUUUCAUCUUCCUUUUUUCUUGUGUAUGUUCUUGGUAGGGAAUAUGUCUACGUGUAUGUUGGUGUGUACUAGGCAACCCUUCUCUGUUCAUUCAGGACGGUUUUUUUCGGAAAGAUCUGAAUACAACUUCUAAUAUCUCUUUCUACCUGGUAAUAUUAGUCACAUUGUCGUAUAUCCAAUGUGUGUACAGCAAUUGCAAUGUACUUAACCGAGUAUUGUAUCUCUCUGCCUAUAUGUAUUUAUGUAUGUAUUGAUGAAUUCA